Messenger RNA from Cimex lectularius (bed bug), 2061 nucleotides. It is a transcript of the gene mms4, whose product is annotated as crossover junction endonuclease EME1. Gene Ontology annotation, cellular component: Holliday junction resolvase complex; nucleus. The record is from RefSeq and is a predicted model, not a curated record. The transcript is spliced from 11 exons. Bases 301 to 1602 code for a protein of 433 amino acids. NCBI's taxonomy places the organism in Eukaryota, Metazoa, Arthropoda, Insecta, Hemiptera, Cimicidae. Gene Ontology annotation, biological process: resolution of meiotic recombination intermediates; double-strand break repair; replication fork processing.
CCCUGUUAUCGGACUGUGCUAGCGGACGACUGACAGGCGGGAAGAAUUCCGAACAUACGUUUCGUGCAUGUGCGAUAAUCGAUUUCGAACUUCCCUCAUCGUCAGUUUGCGGUUCGACGCCGGCUUUUGAUAUUAAUCUCUCAAGUCUUUAAUUAAAUGUGCCGUAUUAAUUAAAUAACUUGACACAGGAACUACCAUGCAUUUUGAGCGUCUCACCUAAACGGAACCAAAUACAUAGUUCCCUGUUCAGAAGGCGAAAGUGCGACAUACGGAGCCAGUGCAGUGAUCGGAAGGGAAUUAAUGAAAACAUGUUUUACUAAAAUCCAAAUUGUAACAAAUUUGAAAAUGGAAGAGUUGUACAAUUCGCCUCUGUCUUCCCCCUUGCCUGGGGCACCGAGGAGAAAAUUAAUUGACGUGUGUGGUAAUGCCAGCAAAGGACGAAACUUAAUUCAUUCCAUGUCUGAAAGCGAUGAGGAGGAGACAGUCAAAAUCAUAGAAAUUCCAUUAUCCAACCACUCGAAUGACUCGCAUCAACUGCAGACCAACUCCACAAAAAUUUUGAAACCAACGAAUUCAUCUAUGUCAAUAAUAAAAUCAACAAACAAAAAAAAGAAACUGUCUCAUGAGAAAAAGAUGAAAGAAAGCUCAGAAAAAAAAGCUGUAUUACAAGAAGUUGAGAAGCGAAUUAAGCCUGGUGAAUGUUCCAAGUUUAUUACAACGAUUAUGAGUGAAGAUCUCUUUAACUAUAAUUGGGGGGAAAAGGCUUAUGAAAUAUUACAGGCAGUCCCCAGUUAUAAAUUGAGGGUUGGUGAUAUGAUAUUCAAUGAAGCCGGAAUUUCUUGGGAACGAGCAAUUCCUGGUACUCAUGAUGGGAAAGAAAACGUAGAUCACUGUCUUAUUUGCUGGCCUUGUGAACGGUUUAUAGGUUCAAUUAAAGAACAAACAUUACUUAGUACAUUCUUGAGAUAUAAAACGGUGUUUUCCCAACUCAGAAUUUACCUUGCAGUGUUCUCUCUGGAUGAAUAUGUAAAGACAAUAAGUGAAGCAAAUAAUAAAUCUAAAGAUGAUGAUGGGUCAACAUUGCGAAGAAAACAAAAAUUAAAUUUUGAUAUUAACAGAAAAAUGAUUCAGAGGGCAAUGGUUGAAAUGGAAUUGAAAACAGGUAUAUCAGUGAUUAAUGUUAAUAACUAUUAUGAUUUGGUCAGUUUGAUACAACAGUUAACCAAGAUAAUUUCUGAACUUCCAUACAGGAUGAUUACUAACAAAGUUGAAGACAAAAUCAAGUGGCAUGUGAGGGGGGAGUCAAAGGAUUGUGUUAGAGUUGAUAAGGACCUUAAUGGUCUCCAACAACUCUGGGUGCAACAACUCAGCCAAUUUAACCUUACCAACUUGGACACAGCAAAAUCAAUAGCUGAAGUUUAUCCCUCUCCAUACUCAUUAUUUGAUGCCUAUAACUCAGUCAGUUCCGAAUUGAGCAAAGAACUUCUUCUUCAAGAUAUUUAUGUUAAGAAAAGGCAAAAUGCAGUUGGUAAGAGUCGUGUUGGUCCCGAAUUAAGUAAAAAGCUUUAUGCAAUGUUCAAUGAAGAAGAUGGAAUGUUGUAGCAAGAAUUGAACCUAAAUGACAAGACUUUAUUUUUAUAUUAUCUCUAAAUAGGAUUGAGUUCACUGUAGGAUUUAGCUUAUUAUCUUUUGAUGGUCAACAUGUUUUUUGAAGUGUAAAUAUUUCCAUUUAUUGAUUAAAAUAUUUAUUGUAUGAUUCAGGUCAUUUUGGAAUACCUGUAAUUCUAUAUUGUUGAUUAUUGGUUUAGGAGUUGGCCAGACAAAAAGAAAUAGUGCUUUAGAACAUUGUAAUUAUCAUUGUUUUGGCUGUUUUUGAGUGCGUGAUAAGAGGAAUCAUGAAUUUGUAGUUCCAGUCACAAGUGUUGCUCGAAUUUAGACAAUUGCGGCUGCAACUACAAAUUAGAAUACAAAACAUAGACAAAAUCCAGUGAAGUGUUUAUUCCUCAUUUGGCACAACAAUGUCAUAAAGAAAAUGGAAAUAAAGAAUAUCACUAUAAUACA